Messenger RNA from Molossus molossus (Pallas's mastiff bat), 3506 nucleotides. RefSeq names its product centrosomal protein 131 (gene CEP131). The record is from RefSeq and is a predicted model, not a curated record. The transcript is spliced from 26 exons. NCBI's taxonomy places the organism in Eukaryota, Metazoa, Chordata, Mammalia, Chiroptera, Molossidae. Gene Ontology annotation, biological process: cilium assembly; regulation of centrosome duplication; intraciliary transport involved in cilium assembly. The coding region runs from base 117 to 3398 and encodes 1093 amino acids. Gene Ontology annotation, cellular component: centriolar satellite.
GCGGCCCAGGCCCGGUCUCCGUUACCUCGUUCGGCCUCCCGGUCAGCAGCCGCAGGUCCCGCCGCCGUGAGCCAAGCCCCAAGGAGCCGAGGAGCUGCCGGGCCCACUCCUCCACCAUGAAAGGCUCCCAGGCCAUCAGGGGGCCCCCGGGCCUCCCUGAGGGCAGCCUGGAAGGCUUGGAUCUAAGUCUGACGGGGCUCCCUCCACCUGUGUCCCGACGCCCCAGCAGUGCCUCUGCCGCCAAGUCUGUCCUUCGCUCCGUCUCUGUGGUGACAGGCAGUGAGCCGAAGAGGAAGGCACCGGUGAGCGCUACAGCUGGGGCGCCGGUCUCCGGGGAGGCCACAGGGCCCGGGGCCUCCAGGGCCACCAACAACCUUCGCAGAUCUAACAGCACCACGCAGGUUCACCAGCCGCAAGCCCAGCAGGCGUGGACUGACCCCCUCAGGCCGCUGGAGCGCCCUGACUUCUUGACACUCUGCGAGGGCAGCCCCGGUGGGAAAAAGAAGCCAGCCAGUCUGAGCACAGCUUCCCGCGAGAAGGGGGCCACGUGGAACGUCCUGCAGGGUGACCAGCCCAGGGCCCUCGACUUGCCGCCCACCACCCAGAGCCCCGGCACCUGGGACGCGCCUGUGGGCUCACGGAGGAGAGAGUGCAGUGUCCCCCUGGCGCCCAGCUUCACUGCCAACAACAGGAGCAGCAAGGCGGCCGUAGGCAACUGCGUCACCACCAUGGUGCACAACCACUACGCCCCCGUGGACAUGGCGCCCCCCAAGAGCUCUAACCACUCAGCGCCCUCCCUCAACAACCUCGUGAAGGCGGCCACCCGCGAGGGCGAGGGCGAGGGCCGCAGCCUCGCGAAGCCCCAGAACUCCGCCCGCAGCAGCCACGAGGCCCGGAGCUCCCAGGGCGCCGCCCAGCGCCUGCUCAGACAGAGGGAGGUGACGGAGGAGGAGGCCGAGAGGUUCAUCCACCAGGUACACCAGGCCGCCGUCACCAUCCAACGCUGGUACCGGCACCAGGCUCGGCGGCGCAGAGCCCAGGCCGCCCGCCCGGAGCACCUGCUGGCGGCCAAGCGAGAGGGGCAGCGGCAGUGGCCGGGAGAGGGGAACCUGCUGGACCUGCACCAGCAGAGGGAGGCGGCCAGGAGGAAGGCCCGGGAGGAGAAGGCCCGUCGGGCCAGACAGGCAGCCAUUCAGGAGCUGCAGCAGAAGCGAGCCCAGAAGGGGGGCGAUGCCAAGCUUGGGCUGCUGAAAGGGACCCAGGAAAGAGGGCAGCCCUGGCCGGCCCAGGAGCCGUCCCCGCGGCCAGGAGAUAGUGCUCGGCAGACCCCCAAGGCCAAUAACACCGGGGCCAGCUGCCCUGCUGCGUGCCCGGAGGACCCCUGCCCGCCCGCCCCCGACUGCUCCCCAGAGCACCAGCAGCUCCCAGAGGACAAGCCGCAGGCUGCGGCUGGCGAGGCCACGGAGACGAGCUCCGCUUGCAGGGCGACUCUGGACGAGCUGCUGGACACGCUGAGGCUGCUGGAGGAGGAGCCGGAGCCGCUGCCCCGCCCCAGGGCCUACCACAAGGACAACUACGCCUGGACCGACGAGGAGGACGACGCCAGCUCCCUGACAGCAGACAACCUGGAGAAAUUUGGGAAGCUCAGUGCACCUGCGGGUCCCCCCGAGUUUGGGACGCUGCUGUCAGAGGCCAAACUGCAGAGUGUCAUGAGCUUUCUGCGCGAGAUGGAGAAGUCCGGGCAGGACCCGCCGGCCUCGGCCCCCCAGGGGCCCGUGCUGGAGGAGGGGCUGGGGCACCUGGAGUCCGUGUCCCAGGCGAGCGCGUCCCUGAUGCGGCUGAAGCUGGAGGUGGAGGAGAAGAAGCAGGCCGUGGCGCUGCUGCACAGGGCGCUGGCGCAGCAGCGGGACCUCACCGUCCGGCGGGUCAAGGAGACAGAGAAGGAGCUGGGCCGGCAGCUGCGGCAGCAGAGGGAGUACUACGAGGCCGCCAUCCAGCGGCAGCUGUCCUUCAUUGACCAGCUGAUUAAGGAAAAGACGACGCUGGGGGAGAAGUGCCAGGCCGCGGUGGCCGAGUUGCUGCAGGGGGACCAGAGGCACAAGGAGAGGGAGGCCCAGCUGCAGGAGCAGCAGGAGCUGGAGAUUAAGAAACUCAAGGAGCUCAUGAGCGCCACGGAGAAAGUCCGCAGGGAGAAGUGGAUGAACGAGAAGACCCGGAAGAUCAAGGAGAUCACCGUCCGAGGCCUGGAGCCCGAGAUCCAGAAGCUGAUCGCCAAGCACAAGCAGGAGCUGAGGAAGCUGCGGACCCUGCACGCGGCCGAGCUGCUGCAGGCGGAGGAGCGGGCAGCCCAGCGCCACGGGCGCCAGGUGGAGGUGCUGCGGGAGCAGCUGGAGCGGGAGAAAGAGGCGCUGGCCCAGCAGGAGCGCGAGCGCACCCAGCAGCGCUUUGAGCAGCAGCUGGAGCAGGAGCAGCAGGACCUGCAGCAGCUGCGGCGGCGGCUCUACAGAGAGGUGGCCGAGGAGAAGGAGCGGCUGGGCCAGCAGGCCGCCAGGCAGCGGGCCGAGCUGGAGGAGCUGAGGCAGCAGCUGGAGGAGAGCAGUUCAGCCCGAGGCCGGGCCCUGAGGGCCGAGUUUGAGAAGGGGAGAGAGGCGUUGGAGCACAGGCACCAGAUGGAGCUGCAGUCGCUGAAGGACCAGCUGGAGGUGGAGAGGCAGAUGUGGGAGGCCAACUGCGCAAAGAAGGAGGAAGCCUGGCUGCUGAACCGGGAGCGGGAGCUGAAGGAGGAGAUCCGGAGAGGCCGAGACCAGGACAUCGAGCUGGUCAUCCGCCGGCUGGAGGCCGACAUGACCCUGGCCAGGGAGGAGAGCGAGAGGACUGCCGAGGGCCGCGUCCAGCGCCUCCGAGACAAGUACGAGGCGGAGCUGUCGGAGCGGGAGCGGUGUGAGCGGAAGCUGCAGGACCAGUGCGCGGAGCUGAAGGGGCGGCUGGCGGAGGCCGAGGCGGAGUGCGCCCGUCUGCAGGGCCUGGUGCGGCAGAAGGACAAGGCCCUGGCCGACGUGAAGGCGGUGAACGAGCAGCUGGUGGGCGAGAGGAGCGGCCUGGCCCAGGUGCUCCGCCAGGAGUUUGCUGACCAGCUGGUGGCCUCCGCGGAGGAGAACCGGCAGGCCAGGGCCGAGCUGGCCGAGCUGCGGGCCUGCCGGAGGCUGGAGCUGGAGCAGCUCAGGCGGGAGAAGCAGGCGGAGCUAGAGGACGUGCAUGCGAGGGUGAAGAUGGCCCUCGCGAAGAAGGAGGAGGCCGUGAGCAGCCUCCGGAAACAGCAUGAGGCCGCGGUGAAGCGCGCUGACCACCUGGAGGAGCUGCUGGAGCAGCGCAGGCAGCCACUCCCGAGUGCCAAGUGACACCGGCACAGGAAACAUGGAGACACAGGUGGAGGACAGCAUCAGGCGGUCCGGUGGGAGGUGGACCCCGCCCUCCUCCUCUGCGAGCUCUCAUCUGCGGGCGGAGCA